AUGCUCAUCCUGAUGAAACCACAGGUGCUUGAAGUAUUCGACACUGUUGUCUUGUUGGAGCCACCUCUGAAGCCCACCAUGCCGAGCUGUCCCAUUGCUCCUGCUCCACCUUCUACCCUGUCACUCCCUCCCAAGGUCCCCGGGCAAGUGACCGUGACGAUGGAGAGUAGCAUCCCUCAAGCUUCAGCCAUUCCUGUGCCAACAAUCAGUGGACAACAGGGACACCCCAGCAAUUUGCAUCAUAUUAUGACAACAAAUGUACAGAUAUCCACCAUUCACAGCAGUGCUCCUGGGCCCCCUCUUCACAUUGGAGCUUCUCAUUUACCUCGAGGUGUAGCUGCUGCUGCUAUGAUGUCCAGUUCUAAGGUAACCACAGUCCUGAGGCCAACUUCAUGGUUGCCAAACGCAACUACAGCUCAGCCAGCGGUACAGCACAUCAUUCAUCAGCCAAUCCAGUCUUGUCCCCCAGUGAUCACCUCAAAUACCAUCCCUCCUGCUGUGGUAGCAACUGUUUCAGCCACCAGAGCACAGUCUCCAGUCAUUACAACAAGAGAAGCUCAUGCUACCAAUUCAACCCUUAGUUGUCCAACCUUGUCUAUCCAGCACCCACCUUCUGCAGCAAUUAGUAUUCAGAGUCCUGCACAAUCAAGGGAUGCAACAACCAGAAUCACAUUACCAUUACAUCCAGCUAUCGGCACACCAAAACAGCAGCUUCAUACUACGGCUCAGAAGACUAUCUUCAGUAAUGGUACACCAGUGGCAGCAGCAACCGUGGCACCCAUUUUGACCGCCAACACUAUUCCCUCAGCAACUACAGCCGGAUCUGUAUCACACACACAAGUGCCCACAAGUACAAUUGUCACCAUGACCAUGCCCUCUCAUUCGUCUCAUGCUACUGCAGUGACCACCUCAAAUAUUCCGGUUGCUAAGGUAGUCCCUCAGCAGAUCACACACACUUCUCCCCGGAUCCAGCCAGAUUAUCCAGUGGAGAGGAGUAGCCUUAUCCCUAUACCUGGACAUCGGGCCUCUCCAAAUCCUGUUGCAAUGGAAACCAGAAAUGACAACAGGCAAUCUGUUCCUGUCCAGUUCCAGUACUUUUUGCCAACAUACCCACCCUCUGCGUACCCAUUGACUGCAUACACAUAUACCCCCAUCACAAGUUCAGUGUCCACUAUCCAACAAUAUCCAGUUUCAGCUCAGGCACCGAACUCUGACAUCACAGCUCAGACAGGUGUCGGGGUGGCCUCUACAAUGCACUUAAAUCCCAUGCAGCUGAUGACAGUUGAUGCAUCUCAUGCUCGUCAUAUCCAAGGGAUCCAGCCUGCACCAAUUGGAACACAGGGAAUCCAGCCAGCACCAAUUGGAAUACAGGGGAUCCAUUCAGCAACACCAAUCAAUACACAAGGACUUCAGCAACCUCAGAGUGAAACUAAGACUUCAGCAGUGGUGUUGGCAGAUGGAGCCACAAUUGUAGCCAAUCCUAUUAGCAAUACAUUUAAUGCCACUCCAGAGGCUACCACUGUGGUGCAGACCCACAGCCAGAGUGCCAGCAUGAGCGCACCAGCCCAAGGCUCAUCCCCUCGCCCAAGCAUCCUACGAAAGAAGCCAGCCACUGAUGGAAUGGCAGUACGGAAGAGCCUCAUUCCUCCCCAAACACCUGAAGUCACUAGUCCUCGAGUAGAAAGCUCCAUAAGGAGUACAUCCGGGUCACCCAGACCUUCGGGUGCCAAACCUAAGCCAGAAAGUCAUGUCUCUAUGGCCACACCAGUCACUGUGUCUGUAGAGGCUGUGUCCAAUCAGAGCAGUGAUCAGCCCACCAUCGCUGUGCAGCCCACCUCUCAACAGCCACCACCUGCCAUUCCAACUAUCAUCACAGCAGCCAGUCUCCCAUCACAACCAUCAGUAGCCCUGUCAACAACUCCGGAGGCAGUUCCUGUCACACCACCUAUUACCACUAUUGCAGCUGCUCCUCCUGCAUCAUCAGCGGUGGGUGGCAGCCUUUCCACCAUAAUGGGGCCCGCAGUGCCAGAGAUAAAAAUUAAAGAAGAAGUAGAACCUAUGGACAUAGUGUGUCCUGUUUCUGCAGUUCCUCCAUUAACAACCAACACUGUGUCUCCAUCUCUUGCGCUGCUGGCCAACAACCUGUCGAUGCCUCCAAGUGACUUGCCACCUGGUGCCUCUCCAAGGAAAAAACUGCGGAAGCAACAGCAUGUGAUUUCAACAGAGGAAGGUGACAUGGAGACAAAUAGUACUGAUGAUGAGAAAUCCACUCCUAAGAGUUUGCUGGUAAAGGAUGAGAAACACAAGUCUCCUCCCAAGGAAUAUAUAGAUGAAGAAGGUGUAAGGUAUGUCCCUGUACGUCCAAGACCUCCCGUUACUCUGCUCCGACAUUACCGGAACCCCUGGAAAGCUGCUUAUCAUCACUUCCAGAGGUACAGUGAUGUCAGAGUCAAAGAGGAGAAGAAAGCCAUGCUGCAAGAAAUAGCCAAUCAGAAAGGAGUAUCUCACCGAGCCCAGGGUUGGAAAGUUCAUCUCUGUGCUGCCCAGUUGCUACAGUUGACAAAUCUGGAACGUGAUAUAUAUGAACGACUCACCACUUUACAGGAAGGUAUUAUCCCUAAGAAAAAGGCAGCAACUGAUGAUGAUCUACACCAAAUAAAUGAACUGAUACAGGGAAAUAUGCAGAGAUGUAAACUUGUGAUGGAUCAGAUCAGUGAAGCCAGAGAUUCCAUGCUCAAGGUUUUAGAUCACAAGGAGCAAGUCCUGAAGCUUCUAAGUAAGAAUGGAACUGUCAAGAAAGUGUCAAAAUUAAAGAGGAAGGAAUAA
Trichosurus vulpecula (common brushtail) is the source of this 2826-nucleotide messenger RNA. RefSeq names its product histone deacetylase complex subunit SAP130-like. Gene Ontology annotation, biological process: negative regulation of transcription by RNA polymerase II. Lineage: Eukaryota; Metazoa; Chordata; Mammalia; Diprotodontia; Phalangeridae. The coding region runs from base 1 to 2826 and encodes 941 amino acids. Gene Ontology annotation, cellular component: Sin3-type complex. The transcript is spliced from 2 exons. The record is from RefSeq and is a predicted model, not a curated record.